Messenger RNA from Mobula hypostoma (lesser devil ray), 2826 nucleotides. It is a transcript of the gene c19h10orf88, whose product is annotated as chromosome 19 C10orf88 homolog. Lineage: Eukaryota; Metazoa; Chordata; Chondrichthyes; Myliobatiformes; Myliobatidae. The coding region runs from base 68 to 1402 and encodes 444 amino acids. The record is from RefSeq and is a predicted model, not a curated record. The transcript has 6 exons.
CGGCGGCUUCCGGGAGCGCCGGCGCCCGCGAGUCGCUUGGCGACUGGUCGGCGGCCGAGUGGGAAGCAUGGAGCCGACUCCCGGCCUGUGUGUCAGGGCCGCUUGGCAGUGCGGCGAGGGCGGGCUGCAGAAGGUGCUGAGGCUGGUGGCGGCCGACUCGGAGAGCAGAGGUGGCAGCGGGGAGAGCGCGCUGCGUACAGAAACAGUUACUUUGGAAAGACCUGAAACCAACACUGUGGAAACGCUGUGCAUCUUGUAUCUCCAGUGUGCUGAACAACUUGCUGAGAUAAUCUUUGUAGAAGUAGUUAGUGAAGCAAAAACAAUGGAAGUUUACACAGAAGAAGAGUAUUGUGGAACAUGCCAAGGCCAAAGAGUGGAUAAUCCACAAAAAAACAGUGGCCAUCAUGUUAUCAUGUUUAAGAAAUAUUUAAAAUUGGAUUUUCCUAGUUCAUCCUGUGAACUGAAGUUGCUUUCUUUAGGUGGAAAGGAGAAAAUACAAAUUGGUGAAAUAGUGCUGGGCAUAAGACGUGCUUCAGUUAAUAUCUCCAGAGGCAUUUCUCCAUUAGGAAACAACAUCAACUUACAACGAGUUCAGACAAUGAUGGAUUCAAUGGGAACAAAGCUAUCACCUGGAGCUCAGCAACUUUUGAACAUGGUCCAGUUUCAACAAAAGCACAGCCGAGCAGCAAUAGGAGGAUUGUUUCAGGGGAUGUUUGGAACACAAACUUUGGCAGAAAUUGGAAAGGCAGUUGGUUCAUCUCAGAUAACUGCACAAUCUAAGGAAGGGGUAUCUGCUCAUGAAAGUAUUGAAACUAAUUCAAUAGCUAUUUCACGGCUGGAAGAAACAAAGGAGCCAGAAGAAAUCAUUGUAUCUAAUGGCGAGUGUGCGGAGAAAACAGGUGUUUUAAACUUGGCUACAGGAAUAAAUAAUACUGUGUGUGUUUCUGAAGCCAACACAAAAGAUGCAGAUGAACAGAAGUUUGCCAGAGGAGAUGUGCGAGAGGCUGUAUCAACUUACUUGUGCAAACAUAAUAAUGGGGAACAAAACACCAUUAGUUCUGAAAUGCUCCCCUUUCUUCGGAAUUUGUCCAGCCAGGUGAAUGAUCUUCGCAUAGGAGAAAAAUCUAAAACUUUCAAAAAUUAUCCAACAGCAGAGGAUGGAAUGAAUAGCAGGCUACACCAACAGACGUUUUGUUUCGAAUUGGAAAAGCAUAUCACUGAACAUAUGGAGUCAGUAGAAAAUAGACUUAAAGAUUAUAUUGAUCAUCGGUUAAAUAUAUUGCAAGAUGACCUUGAUAAAAAGUUUGUUUCGCUCACCAAGUUGAUUGAAAAUAUUACUGUGAAUAGGACUGUAACAAAAAGUUUUGAAUGUGGUGCUGUCUUAACAAAUGGAGGGCUUUAAGUAACUUCACACUCCUCAAAACACAACUAAACUGUUUUAAUUUUGAGAAACACUAAAUUUAGCAUUUAAUGCAGGGAAAUCUAAGCAAUGUACUUGGGCUGUAUGAAUCUGAGGUUCAGGCAUAUUAAAUUUGUAUUUGGUGUGUUUUUCCUUGAGUGAUGUAUACACUCAUUAAUUCAUGGCCAGUUAACCCAGCUAAUUCAAUCCUACAUCUUUUUUUAACCUACCAACUUGCCAGUUUUGAAAGUCUAAUUCUAGCUCUUUUGCUGUGUUAAUGGAUAAAUCCUAAAGACUGUUUAAAGCUGGCAGUGUGGAUGGAUACAGGUUGAUGCAGAAAGUAAGGUCUAUAUAUGACUCAUCCAUAUGUGUACAAAUGAUUCACGGGAAAAUCUUGGGCACUCAAAAUUUAUUGCAAACUUCCAACAUGUCAGCAGAAGAAAAAACUGAAAACAGCGCUGCUGUAAAAAAAAUUUUAAAUGCUAAAUUUAUAAUAUGUACAAAAAUAAGUAACAUUUGUGAAAUAGCAUUAUAACUUUGUGAAUGAAUUUAAUCUGUUUUACUGAUUUUUUUUUUCAUAUUUGUACUACCCUUGAAGAGUUGAUCUGAAAUUGAUCCUUGGCCCUCCAGUGCUUUUUUGGGUACAUUGGAAACUUAAAAUUACAUGAACACAUACUUUAGCAUACUUAAUAAAAUUAUCAGGUAUAUUCUAUUUGUCUCUCCAGCAUUCACUUCUGAUUUUAGACCCUUUAUUGACUGCCAUUUAUUACCCAAGAUACAAAUGAGUGUGAUUAAAUCUUUAUUUAAGUUAAAGAAAAUUUGUAUCCUGCUUGCAUUCAUGAGGUAUUAGUAAUGUUUUGAUAGAUUUGGACUUCAUAAGUGGCAUUAAAAUCCAAAUUAAUUCCUGUGGAAAAAAUGCCUUGGCCUUGAACUUGCAUAGCAUAGUGUCCUACGCAAAUGAAUUUAUAUGAAAAAAAAAUUAACGAAUAAGUGGAUUGUGAAUGAAUGAUUUUCUCUCUUGGUCCUAUGUGACAUUCAAUGCCUGGGAAUGGUUGGUUUGGUUUUGUACAUCACUAGAUAUUACAUUAGAUGCUACUAAACCAUAUCCAGUAGUCUUGAUGCCACUGUGCAGUUUUCACCUAAAAUUUUUUGCCACAGGUUAGAUGUGGUAAACUUGUGCAGUAGUAGGCUUUACCAGCAGGGAAGGCCUGCUUUAAGGUUAAUUGAGGAGAUCCUGUUUGAAAAGUCCCAGACAAUUUGAGCCAGACCCCAGCCCACAGUAGUCUGUUGCUAAUCUAACCUAAAGAAUUUGAAGAUAUUGCCUCCUAUCCUUGAUUUUCCAGGUGAUAGAAAUCAAAGACUUGGGAGAUUGUAUCAAAGAAGCUUUAACAACAGGAAUUCUGCAGAUGCUGGAAAUUCAAGCAACA